This is a messenger RNA of Gracilinanus agilis (Agile Gracile Mouse Opossum), 2388 nucleotides long. RefSeq names its product protocadherin alpha-3-like. The coding region runs from base 1 to 2388 and encodes 795 amino acids. The record is from RefSeq and is a predicted model, not a curated record. The transcript has 3 exons. Gene Ontology annotation, biological process: homophilic cell-cell adhesion. Gene Ontology annotation, cellular component: plasma membrane. NCBI's taxonomy places the organism in Eukaryota, Metazoa, Chordata, Mammalia, Didelphimorphia, Didelphidae. Gene Ontology annotation, molecular function: calcium ion binding.
AUGUUUUUUUCCCGAGUAGGCGGCCUGGGAAGCCAGCAUCUGCUGUUUUCAUUGAUGCUCUGUACAGUCUGCAGGGUAGGGAGCAGCCAGGUCCAUUACUCCGUGCUGGAGGAAGCAAAACACGGUACGUUUGUGGGGCGAAUCGCCCAGGACUUGGGUCUGGAGGUUGGGGAACUGGUGUCUAAACUGUUCCGGGUGGUGUCCAAGGGCCGCAGGGACUACCUGGAGGUAAACGGACAGAAUGGCAUUUUGUUUGUGAAUUCUCGGAUCGACCGUGAGGAGCUGUGCGGCCGCAGUCCCGUUUGUAGCAUCCACCUGGAGGUGAUCGUGGACAAACCGCUGCAGGUUUUCCAUGUGGAGGUGGAGAUCAAGGACAUUAAUGACAACCCGCCAGUGUUCCCAGUGAAAGAACAAAAGCUGUUUAUACCAGAAUCCAGGUUGCCAGACUCUAGGUUUCCGCUAGAGGGUGCAUCUGACCCAGAUAUUGGGACUAACGCCUUGCUUACCUAUUCUCUCAGCACCAAUGAUUACUUCAUUCUAGAUGUGAAAUCAAAAAGCGAGCAAGACAAAUUGGUUGAGUUGGUAUUGAGGAAACCUCUGGACCGAGAAGAAGUUCCUGAGCAUCGCUUAAUACUGACAGCCACAGAUGGGGGCAAACCAGAGCUCACAGGCACAGUACAGCUGCUUAUCACUAUUAUCGUAUUAGAUGUGAAUGAUAACGCUCCAAAAUUUGACAAAAAAGUCUAUAAAGUUAGAUUAGCCGAAAAUUCACUCAAUGGAACAAUAGUAUUGAAAGUAACCGCCUCAGAUACGGACGAAGGAACAAACGGCCUAAUUAUUUAUUCUUUUGCAAAUAAUGUUCCCCCAAAUGUACUGUCUAAGUUCGCAAUAGAUCCAUUGGAUGGAGACGUUAGAGUGAUUGGACACAUAGAUUUCGAAGAAAGUAAAUCAUAUCAAAUCCAGGUAGAGGCGACUGAUAAAGGAAUUCCCAAGAUGGUGGGUCACUGCAUGAUCUUGGUCGAAGUAAUGGACACCAAUGAUAAUGCCCCCGAAGUGACAGUGAAGUGGCUGUCGCUUCCAGUUCCAGAAGAUUCUCCAUCAGGAACAGUUAUCGCUCUAGUCAGCGUGUCUGACAGAGACUCUGGGGCCAAUGGGCAGGUGACUUGCUCGUUGUCGCCACCUGGGCCUUUCACGUUGGUUUCCACUUUCAGAAAUUACUAUUCACUAGUACUAGAGGGUUCUGUGGACCGCGAGAGCGUGCCUGCCUAUGAGCUAGUGGUGACUGCGAGGGACGGCGGGUCACCAGCGCUUUGGGCGACAGCCAGCGUGUCGGUGGCCAUUGCUGAUGUGAAUGACAAUGCACCUGCCUUCGAUCAGCCUGUGUACACUGUGUUUGUGAAGGAGAAUAACCCUCCAGGCUGUCACAUCUUCACAGUGUCAGCGUCUGACCCGGAUGUGCAAGAGAACUCGCUAGUAUCUUAUUCGUUAGUAGAGAGACGGAUUGGGGAGCGUCCACUGUCUAGCUAUGUGUCAGUGCACUCGGAGAGCGGGAAAGUGUACGCCUUGCAACCCUUGGACCACGAGGAGCUGGAGUUGCUUCAGUUCCAGGUGAGCGCCCGCGACGCGGGCUUCCCACCCUUGGGCAGUAACGUGAGCCUGCAGGUAUUUGUAUUGGACGAGAACGACAACGCACCGGUAGUGCUCCCGCCUCACGCUGGGAUCAGCCCAGUGACAGAGCUGGUGUCACUGUCAGUAACUGUGGGCCAUGUGGUGGCGAAGAUCCGGGCAGUGGAUGCGGAUUCUGGCUACAACGCGUGGCUCUCUUAUGAGCUGCUGCCGGAGGUGAGCAUUGGCCGUAGACCUUUCCGUGUCGGUUUGUACACUGGCGAGAUCAGCACGACGCGGGCCCCGGAAGAAUUGGAUGGGUCAAGACAGAUGCUAUUGGUAGUGGUGAAAGACCACGGGGAACCCCCUCUAUCAGCCACUGCCACUGUGAGCAUAUCUCUCGUGGAUAGCGGGCAGGCGCUCAAGGCUUCCUCUGGUGUGUCCAGGUCAGUGGCAAGUGCAGGGAAGGCAGCAGAGGCUCUGGAUGUGAAUGUUUAUCUAAUAAUAGCCAUUUGCUCAGUGUCCAGCCUGUUGGUGCUGAGUCUGCUGCUGUAUGUAGUACUACGGUGUUCUGCACCUCCCCAGGGUGUGUGCGGGCCAGGGAAACCAGCGCUGGUGUGUUCCAGUGAGAUUGGAAGCUGGUCCUAUUCCCAGCAGCGACGGCAGAAGGUGUGCUCUGGAGAUGGAGGUGUGAAAAGUGACCUUAUGGCCUUCAGCCCUAACCUCCCUCCGACUUUAAAUACAAGUAGCAAGGUUUUAUUCUUUGAAAAACAAAGUAAUUAG